AGAGGCGCGGCGCGGAGUCCCGUUAGAAGCAGCGCGGAGCCCGUGCGGAUCCCCACCGGCGCAGGAGGAGCGACGGCCGUGCCCAGCCCGCCGGGAAGAUGCCGAAAACGAUCAGUGUGCGUGUUACCACCAUGGAUGCUGAGCUGGAGUUUGCCAUCCAGCCCAACACCACAGGGAAGCAACUCUUUGAUCAGGUUGUCAAGACAAUUGGUUUGCGAGAAGUCUGGUUUUUUGGACUUCAGUAUCAAGACACCAAGGGCUUCUCAACGUGGCUAAAAUUGAACAAAAAGGUAACAGCACAAGAUGUACGUAAAGAAAGCCCCCUGCUUUUCAAAUUCCGUGCCAAGUUCUACCCAGAAGAUGUGGCAGAAGAGCUGAUCCAGGACAUCACACAGCGCCUUUUCUUUCUGCAAGUGAAGGAGGCAAUUCUGAAUGAUGACAUUUACUGUCCCCCAGAAACAGCUGUUCUUCUGGCUUCUUAUGCCGUCCAGUCCAAAUACGGAGACUUCAACAAAGAUGUGCACAAGUCUGGCUACCUUGCUAGUGAUAAACUGCUCCCUCAAAGGGUUUUGGAGCAGCACAAGCUUAACAAGGACCAGUGGGAGGAGAGGAUCCAGGUGUGGCAUGAGGAACAUCGAGGAAUGAUUAGAGAAGAUGCUGUCUUGGAGUACCUGAAAAUUGCACAGGAUUUGGAAAUGUACGGUGUGAACUACUUCAGCAUUAAGAACAAGAAAGGCUCUGAGCUCUGGCUAGGUGUAGAUGCUCUUGGACUCAACAUUUAUGAGCAGAAUGAUAGGCUAACACCAAAAAUUGGAUUCCCCUGGAGUGAGAUCAGAAAUAUCUCAUUCAAUGACAAGAAAUUUGUUAUUAAGCCUAUUGACAAGAAAGCACCAGACUUUGUAUUCUAUGCCCCUCGGUUACGGAUUAACAAACGAAUCCUGGCGCUUUGCAUGGGGAACCACGAGCUCUACAUGCGCAGACGUAAACCAGACACCAUUGAGGUGCAGCAGAUGAAGGCACAGGCUCGGGAAGAGAAACACCAGAAACAGAUGGAGAGAGCCCUGCUGGAGAAUGAGAAGAAGAAGAGGGAGUUGGCAGAAAAGGAGAAGGAGAAGAUUGAGCGUGAGAAGGAGGAGCUGAUGGAGAGACUCAAGCAAAUUGAGGAGCAAACCAAGAAAGCUCAGCAAGAAUUGGAAGAACAGACCCGCAGAGCUCUGGAGCUGGAACAGGAGAGAAAACGAGCUCAGGAGGAAGCAGAGAAACUGGCUAAAGAACGUAGAGAGGCAGAAGAGGCAAAGGAGGCCCUAUUGAGAGCAUCCCAUGAUCAACAAAAGACCCAGGAACAGUUGGCUGCUGAGAUGGCAGAACUCACAGCUAGGAUCACACAGCUGGAGCUGGCCAGGCAGAAGAAGGAGAGCGAGGCGCAGGAGUGGCAGUAUAAGGCACAGAGGGUGCAGGAGGACCUAGAGAAGACCAAAGAGGAGUUGAAGACUGCCAUGAGUACUCCUCAUGUCACUGAACCCAUGCACUCUGAGAAUGAGCAUGAUGAUGAGCAGGAUGAGAAUGCAGCAGAAGCCAGUGCUGAGCUACGGUCAGAGGCCACCAUCAAGGACCGCAGUGAGGAGGAACGCACCACUGAAGCAGAGAAGAAUGAGAGGGUCCAGAAACACUUGAAGGCUCUUUCCUCAGAGCUGGCAAACGCUCGGGAUGAAACCAAGAAGACAGCCAAUGACAUGAUCCACGCUGAGAACAUGCGCCUGGGCCGAGACAAGUACAAGACCCUCCGUCAGAUUCGGCAGGGCAACACCAAGCAGCGCAUUGACGAGUUCGAGUCCAUGUAAACUCUCCCCUGCACCUGCUGCCCUGCACUCUCUUCUCCCCUCUUUCCCAUCCUCUCCCAUCAUCACUCAUAAUCGUGCUAUGCUGGAACCACUACAGAAGAGUGACCAUGGUCUUAUUUAUCAAGUUUUGGGCAAAUGCUGGAGUUAAGUGACAGAAGAAGGAAUAGUAAUUAUGUCUGCCUGGGGUGGCUUGGGGAAGCAAAUGUAUAUUAGGCAAAAUCUGAAGUUGUUUGGCUUGGGGUAAAGUCUUAGUGUAUUGGGUUUGCCCACUGAGGUGGCUGUGUUGCUGUCUUCUCCCAUUGUGUGGGAAGACCAGCAGAUAUUUGUACUGCAUUUGAUAGUCAAGAGCUAGCAGUCUGACACUCUGCCUUCCUACUAACCUGUGCAAGCUUCAGGAUUAAGCUUAGUAGCCAGGGUCUGAAUUUCUGACUUAACCCAGAGUCUGAAUCAUGUAGUUAAAAAGGGGAGACUGGAGCUUAGGAAGAAGGAUUGAAGGUAAAAUAUAGACUUUCUCUCUAAAAGACCAAAGCUUUUGUCCUACAAAAAUAAGCAGACCAAACAGAUCCUGUGGUGUUCCUGCUGGUGUUACAUUUUGUUGUUUAAUGAUGGAGCCUUGAAUUUCCUAAUCAUGAGGCGGCCUUUGGAGUAUUUCCACUGAUACAGUGUGGUUUGAAGCCUCAAAUUCCCUGCUUUCUAGAGGUUUUGUCUCUGGUCAAUGGCUUUGUUCACUAUCAUUUGUCUGACUUCAAUGUAACCAGUGAGGCAGAGAUAGCUAAAGUACACUGCCUUCCUUUUUGGUUUUGCCAAUGAAAAACUAAAAUGGGAGGUAGAAAUGUAAAAGACUAAAAAUUAUUGUAGCUGUAUUUUCCCUUGCUGAACAGAUACUUUUCUAGUUUUGUGAACAAGAUUUCAGGUUUUUCCAUAAGAGGCCUUUUUAGCACAUAGUUGUUGGUGCCUUAUGACUGUGUAUAGAUCUACUGUAGCUCAGAUACCUUUAGUUUAAACUAGAUGCAAUCAUAAAAAGUGAUCAGCAGCUGGGGACCAAAAACUGCUCUCAUAUCUGGGUCAUGUACAAGACUGCAUCUGUCUUCCUGGCUACAAGCAGCAUUUGAGGGGAGAGGUUUCUGAGACACCUGUCCAAUUGCUUUCUUAGUCCUCAGUAGCACUCUGCCACAUCCCUGGCUCAAGUGCUUUUCCAUCCCCAGAAGGAUGCUUUGGCCUUUUGUAGCUUUGAGAACAGAAGGCUUUCUCUUAGAAAUGGGAUACAAAUGGUUGUGAGAUUGGUCCUGAGAGCUGCUUGUGCCAGUUAUUGUAAUAACCAUCACCUCCUGUCAUCCAAGCUGCCCAUGCUGUAGCUAUCCAGAGUCCUCCCUGCCAUUUCUGUGGAGGAAAUAGCCAUGUAUGCUCAGGGUUGAAUUGGAUGUUGCCUUGAUCCCUCAUAAAAGGAACUGUUAGCCUUCAGGAGAGUCACCUUAAAAAUGGGUUCCACCUAAAGUGAAGUCCUCCUUUGUUUUGCCCUCCUUGGAUUAGCCUGUCCCUAUAGGAAGUCAUUAGGUUAGCCUGGGAUUUAUUUUCUUGCCUAGCAUAAUUCCAAAUUUUGUGACCCGCUCAGUUUUGUUGAUUCUCCUUUUGUGUGAUGUUACUGGUAAUGGUGAUAGAAGAAAAACAUCUGACAACCGGAGCAUUUACUGUGCCAAAAAAAAUGUUCACAAUAGUGUUAACAAACCGCAGUAUUUCCCCAAGAAUUCCUUGGGUGGCUGGAAACAACCUCACCAGUUCUGUUAUUUUUUGAAAGCAAUGCAAGUCUGUGUGGAGAUUCAUACAAAUACCAGCCAACCUCUGUUAGAAGCAACAUGCCAACCUAUGCAUGUUAAACCUCCAGGUGUGUCAUGUGGGAGCCCCCUUCUCUCCCCUGGACACAGAGUGCUUUUGGGGGGCACAUGACAUGGCAAGCUUUUUGUUGGCCAAGAAAAAUAUGCCUCAGUACCAUGAAAGUCACAAAUGAAAGAUUGGAGUUAAAUUUGUCAGGACGUGUUUGAAUAUUCCUGUACUGAACGUGAUUGGCACUGGCUCUGUGUGAGUCUCGUUACUGGGGAACAGACAACCUUUAAACUUCUGUUUUGGUGCUUUAAAGCUGGUUCUCAGCACUUCUGCUCUGUCCAUGGCAACUAUUGAUGCAUUUGAGGGGAGAAAAUCCUAUCUAAUAUUUUAAUAAUUUCCUAACAAGCUGAUGUAUGGUGCCUGGAAUAUUUGUUCAAAUAAUAAACCAGUAAUUUUCUGCUUUGAUGGGUCACACAACACUGCUGAGCUCUCAUGUAUUAUGACGUUGGCAUGACUUCUGUUUAUAUUGUUUUUUUAAACGUUCUAAUUCCACAUGGUCCAAUAAAGGAAUAGAACGGCUUGUGCCAGUGAGUCCACCUAACUCUUUGUAGUUGUUUCAGCCCUGCCUUCUUUUUAACCAGUAUUAUAUUCCAGUGGUAUCUAAUGAUAUUUGAUUUCAAUAUUUCUAGCUAUGCACAAUUAGAAAAUAUUAGUCAAGGCACGGAGGGUAUGUUUAUGGUCCUCCUUCCCUUGGAAAUGUAUACUGUAUUAUAAAGAUGAUAUUUUGCAAGAAAACUAAUGUAAGAAGCUUUCAGUAUUAUGGUGAGAUUUGUAGACACAUUUUUUUAUUUGUUAGAAUACAGUGAAUUGUUCUUCCUCUUCAUGUUCCAGUUUAAUUGGAUAACUACUCCUCUUGGGGGUGGGGGGAGUUGCCACAUGUUGCCUGGCUUUUUUUUUUUUUUUCUUGUUUUAUUUUUUGUUGCUGUAAAUUAUGUUGAAGGUUUUUGACCAGUUGUUUUACUGGAUUAUAAUAAAACACCAAUUCCUUAAGGUUGUGGAGUAAUUCAUUGGUCCAUGUGUUUAUCUGCAGAGAGAACCUUGAUUAAGACAUGUUUUUCCUGAUCAGAGGAGUUGUUAAAAUCCAUACCUUGUUCUUCCUGAAGUGCCAAUAAAGUUCAGAGAAAUUCA
Vidua chalybeata is the source of this 4850-nucleotide messenger RNA. It is a transcript of the gene MSN, whose product is annotated as moesin. Bases 99 to 1841 code for a protein of 580 amino acids. The transcript has 13 exons. Gene Ontology annotation, biological process: positive regulation of protein localization to early endosome; regulation of organelle assembly; positive regulation of early endosome to late endosome transport. The record is from RefSeq and is a predicted model, not a curated record. Gene Ontology annotation, cellular component: adherens junction; cytoskeleton; plasma membrane. Gene Ontology annotation, molecular function: cell adhesion molecule binding; actin binding. NCBI's taxonomy places the organism in Eukaryota, Metazoa, Chordata, Aves, Passeriformes, Viduidae.